Molecule: messenger RNA, 1443 nt
Organism: Caenorhabditis remanei
Lineage: Eukaryota; Metazoa; Nematoda; Chromadorea; Rhabditida; Rhabditidae
Exons: 7
Coding region: 1-1443 (480 amino acids)
Source: RefSeq, a predicted model, not a curated record
AUGCCGUCAGCAUCUGACGGAACUUCAGAUGCACCACCCGCUAGUCUGCAAGGAUCGUGCUCAAUUUGUUUUGAGGAUCUUCGCCAAUCUGACAAAAUCUCAGCCAUCGUAUGUGGGCAUAUCUAUCAUCAUGGAUGUAUCUCCCAAUGGAUUGCCGCAAAACGUCAAUGUCCAAGUUGUCGGCGGACAGUGCCGAAAAAUGGAUUUGUGGAAAAGCUGUUUUUCGAUGUACAGAGAUUUGGAGGGGAACAGCAGAAACCACUGGAAAUCGACUAUCGGGAGGAGCACUACAAACUGUCGACAACACUGAAAGUGGAGAAAGAGAAAUCGGAAAAACUUGAGGAAGAAAAUAAGAAUUUGAAGUCUGAAGUCAAAUCACUAGAAAAGAAAGUGCACAAAGAGCAGAAUAGAUAUCGGACAGAAGUACCAAAGUUGCAGGCGACAAUCAAUCAUUUGACGAUUUCAUCCGAAGAAACAGAAUAUUUGAAACGAGAGUUGAGAGAAUCGAAAGAUAAACUGAAAGCUAGCGAAUUCUACAAAAUUCUCACAACUAACAGCGACCAAGCGGAGAAACAGCUCGGAGAGUAUCUUCGCAAAAGUGGAAGUUUGGACACGGAGAAGUUUUUUCAGUUACAAAAAGCACAAAUAAAAGAUUUGACUGAAAAACGGCGAGAAGCCGCGAAGGAGAUUGAGCAGCUGAAAUCAGAGAAUCACUCGUUGAAACGGAAAGUGCAAGAAGAGGCCGCAGCGAGAAAAACACUAAAAACGGCGAUACUUGAACUACAAGAUCGUCCAAACGUGGCAACGCCUAUCAACAAUAAACGACUCAGGGAGGUGAUGGAAUCGGAUACACCGCAGACACUAAAACGAAGAUCAUUGGGAUUCGAUGAAUCGAGUCAAUUGAUCGAAGGAGAGCUCUCGUUUUUCGAGCAGAAAGAGAACAAAACGACGCCAGCGGCACCCCAUGCUGAAGAUGACGAUGACGCUGAGUAUUUCAGAACACCAAAAGUAGUUGAGAAGAAAAAGAAAUUGGUGGAGAAGCAGAAACCAGUGAAUAACGAUGACUCAUUCGAAUUUCAAGACAUGCCUCAAGUGCCUCAAUCAAUUAUAAAUAGGAUACCAGCAAAGAUUCCAGCAAAGAUUCCAACAAAGAUUCCAAUAAAGAAAAUGACUGAAAAAGCGAAAAUUUCAAUACCAAAACUAUCAAGCAAGGAAUCAUUUGAAUUCAACCUCCUUCAACCAACAUCCCGGAUAAUUUCUAAACCAAUUGGCGAGUCCUCAUCCCAGAAGAUCACUGAAAAGUCCUCAACACUCAAAAGAUAUCAAAGUGCUGACAAUCCGAAGAAUGGCGCCCCUCCCACAAAAAACCCUAGAAUUUCCUGCUUUUUCAAGCGAACCACAUCAUCAACCACCACUUCAACCGAUUGUGUCACUAUUGACUGA